AUGACUCGACUAAUCGCAACUGUUGAUCUCUCGAACACGGGUACAGCAUACUACGCUCCAGCAACAAUCACUCGCGCCGGUUCACUCGUACACGUAUCGGGCUUGCCCGGCAACACCAAAGAUGGCAAAGUGCCGUCAGACUACGACUCGCAGAUUCACCUUGCACUGCUCAACCUGCGCAAAGUAAUCAUAGCUGCCGGAUCGACAGUAUCAAACAUUGCAAGUUUGACUCUGUAUAUUGUCGAUUACGAUGCCUCCAAGCGCCAACACGCCCGUCACGUCCAACGGUUUCUGGGGACCCAUCGGCCCGCAAUGACACUCGUCCCGGUACAGAAACUGGCGGUACCAGGCUGGUUGAUCGAGAUCAACGCUGUGGUUGCUCGCCCAGAGGCACCUCCGGUUCCUCGAAGCCUUCCGCCUGUGCAAGAGACUGCCGAUGUCGUCAUUAUUGGUGCCGGAUUGGCGGGCCUUUCCGCCGCUCAUGAAGUCCGGCGUGCUGGGCUUAGCUGCAUUGUCCUGGAAGCUCGGGAUCGUGUGGGCGGCAAGACAUGGAGUCAGCCCAUGGAGGGCAGUGGGGAUAGAGGGGUGUUCGACCUCGGCGCGGCCUGGAUCAAUGAUACGAACCAAAGCAGGAUGUAUGAGCUUGCAAAAAGAUAUGGCGCCGAGUUGAUUGAACAGAACACCAAUGGCAACUGCGUUCUCCAAGAUUUCGAUGGCAAAUGCAGUCCUUUCGCGUAUGGAGAGCUACCCAAGGCAUGUUCUGAGAUUAGGGACAUGGCAGAAGCCGAUUGUCAAGCUCUCGACGUCUUCAGACCAAAGGACACAUCCCUCGAUUCUCUCACAUUCGAGGCCUACCUUAAAUCUCGCGGUGCCGACAGUGUUGCUCUUGCCACGGCAACUAUCUGGACACGAGCCAUGUUGGGCCAAGAGCCGAAAGACAUCUCAGCACUUUACUUCCUGAACUACUGCAAGUCUGGUGGUGGCUUAUUGCAGAUGCGGUCAGAUAGGAAAGACGGAGGACAGUACCUGCGAGUCCGACAAGGCACGCAGCUGUUCUCUAAGGGGCUGGCUUCAUCAUUGCCCGAAGGUGUCGUCCGACUCUCCAACCCCGUUCAGACUGUCGUGCAGAGUGAGAAUCGCUCCGUCAAAGUCGAAGCCGGCGGAAAGGUCUACUCUGCGCAAAAGGUCAUUACCACCGUACCUGGUCCGGUUCUCAAGACGAUUUCCUUCCAACCGUCGCUCCCCCACACGAAGCUGGCCUGGAUCGAAUCUCAAACUUACGGGUACUACACGAAGGCCAUGAUGGAGUUCAGCGCCCCUUUCUGGGUAGAGAAGGGAUUCUGCGGCUUGGCUCAAUCCUUCGUCGGCCCUGCUUCUGUGGUCCGCGACACGAGCAGCCCGGUAGACGAAAAGUUCGUCUUGACAUGCUUCCUGGCCGGCGAGCCUGGAAAGGCCUGGGCAGCAUUGACAACUGCCCAGCGCGAAAACGGCCUACUUGAACAGCUAAGCCAGCUGUAUGAUAUUGAAAAUAUUCGUCCGCUCUUCAAGCAAAUGGUUCUCUAUGAGUGGGUCAACGAUGAGUUCUCGGGAUGGGGUUGCCCCUGCACAUCACUUGGCCCGGGAGUUCUCGACACGCUUGGUGGAGACGGAUUGCGGGAGCCGUAUCGUGAUCUCCAUUUUGCCGGAACAGAGACCGCGGGUGAAUGGAAGGGAUACAUGGAGGGCGCCGUGCGAAGCGGAGAGCGAGCUGGCGCUGAGGUUGUGAAGAGUCUCAACGGCGGGAUAGUGUCGCGCCUUUAG
Messenger RNA from Colletotrichum orchidophilum, 1800 nucleotides. RefSeq names its product flavin containing amine oxidoreductase. The coding region runs from base 1 to 1800 and encodes 599 amino acids. Gene Ontology annotation, molecular function: oxidoreductase activity. The record is from RefSeq and is a predicted model, not a curated record. The transcript is spliced from 2 exons. NCBI's taxonomy places the organism in Eukaryota, Fungi, Ascomycota, Sordariomycetes, Glomerellales, Glomerellaceae.